AUGAGUGACAAGAAGUCGUUUUAUAACAAACCCGUGUCAGACACCUCAUUCCGCAAGACCUGGGACCGCGAAGCCUAUACCGAAAAGGCGGCUGCAGACGAAGCCAAGUCAAAGGAAGAAGCCAAAGCCCGCUACGAGGCCAAACUACAAGGCAAAAAAUACCAUGCACCGGUUGAUUUUAGCUCUCUUGAAGCUACUACUUCCCGCGCGAGCCGGCUUGAUGUUGCGAGCUUGGUGGGAAAGACAACACUGGUUCCCGCUGGUGCGGCUGUAGGGAAGCGAGGCCGUGGUGCAGGAUUUUAUUGUUCAGAUUGCGACUUGACGUUUAAGGACAAUAUCCAACUUGUCGAACAUUUGAAUAGCAAGCAGCAUUUAUAUGCGACGGGGCAAAGUGGAGAAGUUGUGAGAGCUGGAGUCGUGGAGGUUAGAAACCGCCUAAGGUGGCUGGCAAAUAAGAAGCGGGUGCAGGAGGAGGAGGAUCGGAAGGCAGGUCAAUUGGAUCUUGACCUGAGAAUUAAGACACGGGAAGAAGAGGAGGCUAAGGAGCGGGAGGAGAAGAGGAGGAAGAGGAAUGAAAAGCGGAGAAAGUCUGGCAAAGACGGUGGUAAGCAAGAAGAUGCUUGGGAGGGUCGACUCGGUAUUAUAUCUUGA
Molecule: messenger RNA, 651 nt
Organism: Trichophyton rubrum CBS 118892
Lineage: Eukaryota; Fungi; Ascomycota; Eurotiomycetes; Onygenales; Arthrodermataceae
Exons: 1
Coding region: 1-651 (216 amino acids)
Biological process (GO): mRNA splicing, via spliceosome
Cellular component (GO): U4/U6 x U5 tri-snRNP complex; spliceosomal complex
Molecular function (GO): nucleic acid binding; zinc ion binding
Source: RefSeq, a predicted model, not a curated record